GAGAAAAACACAAGCAAGAGGCGGCUCAAUGCGAGGUGACCCUGUCCGGUCACACAGACACUUAGCUUGAAGGGGUAGAGCACAGGCACAGGCUCUGUCAAACCAGCAGCGAACCCGCCCCUUCCAGCCUCUCUACUGACUCUACAGACACAUUAUUCAUGAUGCCGAUCAGGAGACAUUUGCUGCUUAUUUCUAACUCCACAUUGCACGGAGGGGGUUAUCUGGAGCACUGCCAAGAGCACAUACUAAAGUUUCUUGGGACACAAGUGAAACGCGUGCUGUUUAUUCCGUAUGCUCUCCAUGACAGAGACUCCUAUGCCAAAACUGCAAGACAGAAGUUUGAAGCACUGGGAUAUGGUUUGGACAGUGUGCAUGAAAGCCCUGACCCUGUUGAUGCUGUAAAAAAGGCAGAAGCCAUAUUCAUUGGUGGAGGUAACACAUUCCGGCUUCUGAAAGCUCUGUAUGAUAGUGACUUGAUAGCUGCCAUCAGGAAGAGAGUAUUAGAGGAUGGGGUUCCUUAUAUUGGAUCCAGUGCCGGUACCAAUGUUGCCACAGUUAGCAUCAACACAACCAAUGAUAUGCCAAUUGUGUACCCGCCUUCUCUGCAAGCCCUUCACUUGGUGCCUUUCAACAUCAAUCCUCACUAUCUGGAUUCUGAUGUAAACAGCAAGCACAUGGGGGAGACAAGGGAACAGCGGAUUACACAAUAUCAUGAAGAACUAGAUACUCCUCCUGUCCUGGGCUUACGGGAGGGUUGCUUACUGCUAGUGGAAGGUGACAAAGCAACUCUUCUCGGUAUAACAAAAGCACGUCUGUUUGUAAGGGGAAAAUCUCCUUCAGAACAUGAACCUGGUCACGACUUUAGCUUUCUUUUAGGCUAAAUCAGCCAUUGCUCGCUUUACUGAAUUCCACAUUUAUUUGCUCCUUGAUUAUAUAUACAAUAAAUGACCUGUGAAUAAAUCAACCUGUAAAUUGGUUUGUUAUGUUUUAUUAUAAAUCUAAUAUUUUUGUAUUAUAGUAUCCUACUUAUACAAGCUAAGAAGUGGCAACUCCAAAUAUGCAGCAGAUUCGGUUAAAUAAAUCACAUGAUAGUUUAUAUGAAUGCUAAAAGCCACUGUAUGAGCAACAAGAUUUGACAAAUAUUUGUAAACUUGCUGUAACUUAAAUAAAUGCAAGUAAAA
Xenopus tropicalis (tropical clawed frog) is the source of this 1181-nucleotide messenger RNA. It is a transcript of the gene dpepe, whose product is annotated as dipeptidase E. Gene Ontology annotation, biological process: proteolysis. Gene Ontology annotation, cellular component: cytoplasm. The record is from RefSeq and is a predicted model, not a curated record. The coding region runs from base 159 to 881 and encodes 240 amino acids. The transcript has 9 exons. NCBI's taxonomy places the organism in Eukaryota, Metazoa, Chordata, Amphibia, Anura, Pipidae. Gene Ontology annotation, molecular function: serine-type peptidase activity; dipeptidase activity.